CGCGAGUCGCGUCAGUCGAUAAAAAAACUUCGAACGUGUUGGACGGAAAAACUCGGUUCGGCGGCUAUGCGGGUAUUUUUAAUCUAAGCCAUCAAAUCCACAGCUACAGUGCAUCAAAUCGAUCGGAAAGUCGAGGCAAUAUUUCUGAAAGUGUUUACAAAUCGCUGGCAUCGUAGUCGUUAAUUGCAAAAAGCUUUUCAAAGUAUAAUAAAUCGCGAGCAUAAGCAACCUAAAGUGUUAAACCAAAUGUUAGUCUAAGCCUAAAGUGUAAAACUAGUUUAAGACCACAAAAAAAUAAUUGAAACCAAAACGUGCUAAAUCCAGAAUUUAAACGCGUCUAAACCAAACGCCUUUAAAACCAAACCCUAAAACUACAGUAAAGAUUAUUAGCGAAAGACAGAGAGCUCCAGUGAGAAGCUCUCUUAGGCCCAGAAGGAGCAAAUAUUUCAUCCGCACCGUUGACCCGUAACUCGGCAAAAUAGCUAAGUCCAUUUUGCAGUUCUUGAAAAAGAAAAAGUCCCAUCAUAGUUCCACAUCCGGCGAGGGCAAGCUACAGGCGCAGUCCAGUUGCGAGGAGGAGGGCGGAGCGGCAGCGGGAGGAGCGGGAGCGGCAGCGGGACCCACAGCGGACCAGGCUAGCAGCAGCAGCAGCGGCCCCUCGUCAGCAGCCGCCGCCCAUAAGAGCACGCCCCCCGCCGCCACAACCACUCCCGGUUCGGGGGCGGAAUCAGGAGGAGCUAGCGGAGGAGGAGGAGGCGGAGCAAGCGGCUCCAGCGACGAUCAGGCCCAAGUUUCGGCCAGUGCAACUUUUCGGUUGUCAUCACUAACAGGCACUAUCUCCAAGAUGGGCAACAACGCCACCACGUCAAACAAGAAGGUCGAUGCCGCCGAGACGGUUAAGGAGUUCCUCGAACAGGCCAAGGAGGAGUUCGAGGAUAAGUGGCGCCGCAAUCCGACCAAUACCGCCGCCCUCGAUGACUUCGAACGGAUCAAGACCCUGGGCACCGGGUCCUUUGGCCGUGUCAUGAUAGUCCAGCACAAGCCCACGAAAGACUACUACGCCAUGAAGAUCCUCGACAAGCAGAAGGUGGUCAAGCUGAAGCAGGUGGAGCACACUCUGAACGAGAAGCGCAUCCUGCAGGCCAUCCAGUUCCCCUUCCUCGUCUCGCUGCGCUACCACUUCAAGGACAACUCCAACCUGUACAUGGUACUGGAGUAUGUUCCCGGUGGUGAGAUGUUCUCGCAUCUGCGCAAGGUGGGCCGCUUCUCGGAGCCGCACUCGCGCUUCUACGCGGCGCAGAUCGUGCUGGCCUUCGAGUACCUGCACUACCUGGACCUCAUCUAUCGCGACUUGAAGCCGGAAAACCUGCUGAUCGAUUCCCAGGGCUACCUCAAGGUGACGGACUUCGGCUUUGCCAAGCGGGUCAAGGGACGCACCUGGACGCUAUGCGGUACGCCCGAGUACCUGGCCCCGGAGAUCAUUCUGUCCAAGGGCUACAACAAGGCCGUCGACUGGUGGGCGUUGGGUGUACUCGUAUACGAAAUGGCAGCCGGUUAUCCGCCGUUCUUUGCGGAUCAACCGAUCCAGAUCUACGAGAAGAUCGUCUCCGGCAAGGUGCGAUUCCCAUCGCACUUUGGCUCUGAUCUUAAGGACCUACUGCGCAAUCUGCUGCAGGUGGACCUGACCAAGCGCUACGGCAAUCUAAAGGCGGGCGUCAAUGAUAUUAAGAACCAGAAGUGGUUCGCUUCCACCGACUGGAUUGCGAUCUUCCAAAAGAAAAUCGAGGCGCCGUUCAUUCCUCGGUGUAAGGGUCCCGGGGACACGAGCAAUUUCGACGACUAUGAGGAGGAGGCGCUGCGGAUCUCCAGCACCGAGAAGUGUGCCAAGGAGUUUGCUGAAUUCUAAAGGAGCUCUUCGCCAGUCAGCCCAAUCCCCUCGUUCCGCAGGCGUCUGCAACUGCAAUUGUAUCCGCUACUGCGAUUGUAUCUGCAACUGUUCCUGCUGUUGCCACCGCCGUGGCAUCGCGGACCACGUCCUCAUCGUCGUUGUCGUCGUCUUGUCUAUAUGUCUACUACUUACAACUACAACAACUGUAACAACAGCCUCCCCCCAAACCCACAACACAACAACUAUCUAUCUGUCUGCAUCUACUCCACAUCCAAACACUUUUGCCAAGAUUGGAUUUCUCGCCACACUCAACAAUUUACAUCAACCAUUUCCCUCCGUCUUCAAGUGGGACAGUUCGAGAUAUAAAAAAAAAAGAGAGAAACACAGCCGGAACCAACUUUUCAUCUGGCGUGUGUGUGCGAGAGAAGCCGAGUGGAAGGACUUGGAAGACGAUUUGAAAUCCGGAUACCGAAACAAGAUAUAGAAAACCGAUAAAAUAAUGACUUACACAUUAAUAUUCAUUCAUAACAUAUAGCGUAUUUAACCACGAGACUACAGAUAUUUAGUUGUAAACGUAGCUUAGUCUUAACUAAAGAAUACAAGAGAAACCGAUAAAGAACCAGCAAACAGAAGAAGCAAGUGCAAAGCGAAAGUGAAUGGAAGACACUUAGAGAAAAACAAAGUAAAGAGAGAACAACUUAAGAGGAAAUCCAGGAGAAUUGUCAUCUAAACCAGGGCUAAAGAAUUUCAUUUCAUUUCGAUCGAUCGAUCGGUCACUCAGUCAGCUGCAGAAACAACAAGUUGAGAAGAGUAUAAAACGCUUUAAUAAUUUUUAAAUUAAAUACAAAAGGUUAAAUUUAACACAAAAAUUAUGGCGCACACAGUGUGCUUGACAAAAAAAAAAAAGAAAGAACAACAACAACAACAACAAA
This is a messenger RNA of Drosophila eugracilis, 2820 nucleotides long. RefSeq names its product cAMP-dependent protein kinase catalytic subunit 1 (gene Pka-C1). Gene Ontology annotation, cellular component: cAMP-dependent protein kinase complex; nucleus. Gene Ontology annotation, molecular function: ATP binding; cAMP-dependent protein kinase activity. Bases 845 to 1906 code for a protein of 353 amino acids. NCBI's taxonomy places the organism in Eukaryota, Metazoa, Arthropoda, Insecta, Diptera, Drosophilidae. The transcript is spliced from 3 exons. The record is from RefSeq and is a predicted model, not a curated record. Gene Ontology annotation, biological process: peptidyl-serine phosphorylation.